AUGUUUAGUUAUAUUUCAAAUUAUUUAAUAUCAGUUGAACCUUUAGGUUUCAUUUUAUACUAUACAUCAUUAUAUAUAUGGAUACCAAGUUUACUACAAACUAUUUUUAAUAAUAAUGAAAAACAAUUAUCAUAUUCUUCAAAAAUAGAAUGGACAAAUAAAAUUGUGGCAACAAUUAGUUCAAUUGUUUCAUUUUCAUUAUCAUGCUAUUGUAUUUAUAAUAAAAAAUCAUGGGUAACAAACGAAAUGACUAGUACUUGUGCUUUGAGUGAUUUUAUUUUAAAAUUUAUAUCAUUUUACUUUUUAUUCGAUGCACUUCAUUUAAUCAUUUAUUAUAAACAAUUAUUUGACUGGCCAAUAAUUAUUCAUCAUUUGGUAGUUGGUAUUUUAAGUUAUGUAUAUAUUGGUUUAUAUUAUAAAAAAGUUCAUUUAACAUUAUUAUAUUUUUUAUUAUUUGAAAUUACAAAUCCUUUUAUUCAUAUGAAAUGGUUUUUAAAAGAUUUAAAAUUGGAAAAUCAUAUUUUAUAUUCAAUUAAUGGAUUUAUGAUGGCAUUUUUCUUUAUUUUCAUUAGAGAUAUUUAUGUGCCAAUCAAAGUUGUAAAAAUUUACAUUAAUGGGUAUACUGAAUUAAAUUCAAUUGCAAAUACAAUAAUAUUUUUCUGUUUUCCAAUAAUUACAAUUUUAAAUUUAUUUUGGACUUAUCUUGUAAUUAAAGGUAUUUUAAAACAUUUAUCUAGAACAAAAACAAGUACUCCUCAAAUCAAAAAAAAAAAUUAA
Messenger RNA from Dictyostelium discoideum AX4, 777 nucleotides. RefSeq lists its product as hypothetical. Bases 1 to 777 code for a protein of 258 amino acids. NCBI's taxonomy places the organism in Eukaryota, Evosea, Eumycetozoa, Dictyosteliales, Dictyosteliaceae. The record is from RefSeq and is a predicted model, not a curated record. The transcript is spliced from 3 exons.